This is a messenger RNA of Aspergillus alliaceus, 721 nucleotides long. RefSeq lists its product as uncharacterized. Bases 214 to 657 code for a protein of 147 amino acids. NCBI's taxonomy places the organism in Eukaryota, Fungi, Ascomycota, Eurotiomycetes, Eurotiales, Aspergillaceae. The transcript has a single exon. The record is from RefSeq and is a predicted model, not a curated record.
UCGUCCGGCUUCUGCACCAUCGGGUUCCCUAACCGCGGGUCUUAAUUUUCAUUGCCUUGUUUAUUUUUACUUUUUUUUUUGAUAUGGCCAUCGCAUCUCUUACGACUAAACCGAUAUUUCCCCUUUUUUUACACUGCGAUAAAAGGCUAAAUCAGUUUCUCCUGUAUAUACACCCUCCUCCGAUGACGAUCUUGAGCACUUUUAUCUAGAGUGAUGCUUUCGACUUUCUGCGAGCGACGGCGCCUGCGAUUCGAUUUUUGCAUAUUUCACAUUUCAGACGAUACCUUGUUUUCUAUUCUUCGGUUAGGGAAAAUACGUCCUUUUGACCUCGUGGUUUUGGCCGCGGUGAUGUAUAGAAAGUGCGGCGAUCUGCCAUCUUGGCGCGCAUCUUUUUUGGUCCGGAGUUUUUUCUUGGUGUCUCAUGGCGACUAUGCAAGAUACUCAGCGGUUUACCAUCUAUUUCUGAUAUCCUUGGUUGGUUUUGGGUGGGUUGGGUUUUUUUUCAUGCUUUUAGGGAUUCUAGAAAGGUGGAAACGAUAUAUGUCUGCAUUGAUUGGGCCUGUGAACUGUUCGGAAUGUCUUUUGCUUUUAUUUUACAUUUGUGCUUUUAACAAUUACUUUUUUUCUCCAUUUUCUUUCGUGUAUAUGGGUUGGUGAUGGGUGACAUUUUUAUGUUCGUUGCUUCUGGCUAACGGCUGUGAAAAUCCAUGGACUGGAUGAG